AUAAGUACGGCUAUAGCAAGCGGAAUUAAUUUAGAAUUUCAAUUUCAAUUUCAAUUUAGAAAAGUGCAUUUUGUAUACUAUAUAAAUUCGUAUGUUUCAUUAAAUAAAUAAAUUCCAAAAAAAAAAAAUAAAAAUGGUUGUGCUUAGUAAGUUAUAUAGCGAAAGCUUACAAAAGAUGUGCUGCAAUGAAAUUAUACACUCGCGCGGUUGUACUGAUAAUCUAAUACAUCAGAUACCGAAAUAUAUACAGUCUAAUAUGAAGUAUUUUGCCGUAUUGACACUUUUGCCGCUAUUGCUGAAGAUAAAUAAGUUAAAUAGAAAAAUUGUGAAAGAUACUUUGACUUAUUAUGCUAAUACAGUAUUCUCUGGAUUUCAAUUAGCUGUCUUUAUUAAUAUACUAAUUUGCGCAUUUCGAAGACGUCCAGAACUCUUUGGACGUUAUAAUAUAAUGUUUCUACCAGUAUUUAUUAGUGGAUUAGCUAUACAUUUUUUUUGGGUUGCACCAAGAGUAAAGCAAUUAUUUGGAGCCAGCAUUUUGCAAGUGACUAUUGAUUCAGUAUGUUUGAGACGUGAAAAUGUUAUUACCCGAGCCAUUGCAAAUUCUAAAGGAGUUAGAACAUUAAUAUUUAUGUUUUGUAGUGCGAUUAUUCUCCAUGCCAAACAGAAAAAACUUUGUAAAACAUUUUGGAUCGUAACGCCAAAUGAACAACCCAUAAAGGAAUCAUCACCCGAGAUCGAAAAUAGCAAUAUACAGAUUUUCGAGAACGAAAAUAAUAAUAUACCGAAUUCACUAUGUAAUCACAAAACCAGCUGUAGGGCACAUGUUUUAACGGGUUUGCGAAAUUAUCUUACAAUUGGUCUUUCACUCGAUACCAUAAAAAUGGUGAUGAGCAGAAUUCCAAAAGAUGUACCUUAUAAUACAUUUAUUUCAAAACUUUGGGCUAAAUUAAAGAACUAUCAAUUUAAUACUACUGCAUUGUUAGCUGCAUCUGUAGGAAUAUACAGGAACCAUAUAUCUCUGAAUUAA
Teleopsis dalmanni is the source of this 1027-nucleotide messenger RNA. RefSeq lists its product as uncharacterized. The record is from RefSeq and is a predicted model, not a curated record. Bases 134 to 1027 code for a protein of 297 amino acids. Lineage: Eukaryota; Metazoa; Arthropoda; Insecta; Diptera; Diopsidae. The transcript has 5 exons.